UGCAAUUAAAUGAAGUUUCACAAGCAAUUGAUUUAUAUCUUGAUGCAUAUGAAUAUUAUAGAAGUAGACCUUUUCCAGAAGAUCCUGAAUCUGAAGGCAGUUUUGGAUACUCAGAAUUUAAUAUCAUGGCUGAAUUAUAUAUGCUUACAAAUGAUUUUAAUAGUGCUAUUGACUUUAUAAAACGAGGUGUGCGUUGGUUGCAAGGAAGGGAGAAUGAAACUUGGUGGGAUACAAACAUUGGUGGUUCAAAUGCUAAGCUGCCACUGGAAUUAAGAGUCAAGUUAGGACAAUGUAGAGUUGAAUUAGAACAGCUUGAAGAAGCAAAAGCAAUUGAAAAAUAUGUUGACCUAUAUUAUGAGGUCGCUGAGACUUAUGCUGAAAAAGGAUUAUUUGAAGAUGCAUUAGCAAUUUAUGAAAUUGUUAUUUCGAAUGAAUCAACGGAUAAUGCAACUGCAUGGCUUAGAAUGGGGGCAUGUCAUCGAGAAUUAGGGAAUUUACAAAGUGCUGUAGAUUUUUAUAAAGCAGCGGUGGAAGAAUUACCAGAUGAUUUAGAUGCAAAAAUGGCUCUUGCUGAAGCGUACGAAGGUUUAGGCGAAAAUGAAAAAGCUCUAGAAAUGGUUAAUCUAGUUCUUGAAUAUCGCAAAUCCAAAAGAGAAUCAAUUGAAACUAUUAAACCGCCACAAAUACCAAUAUCAACUCAAACUAGAUCUACUUCCCUUGAUAUCUAUGAUAUUCCCUCAACAUUUCCACAAAAUUUUGAUUCAUCUUUAAUUCAUGAAUCAUCAGAAGAAACCAAGGCCAACGCUUUCCAAAGAACGCAGGAAGAACGUAAAAGACAACAAGUUGAGAAAGAAAAGGAAACAAAGAUUCAAUUUCAUAGGCUUGAAUUAUUAUAUGUUCGUUUAAAGGCUGGUUUUGACCGUCGUAGAUGUUGGAGAAGACAAAUGGCAUUAAGGGCAGAAGCUGCCGAGGAGGACGAUGCAGCCCUUGAAGAACAAGCAACCACUAUGGCUAAGCGGUUACAAUGGCAAAUUGAUGGUGAAAUUGGAGAAUUGGAAGCCGAAAUACAUAAAAAAAUGACUGAAUUCCAAGCUUGGGGACUUUAUACACGUAACUUCUUAGUUGUAUGUGAAAGUGCAAGAUGGCUAUGCAAUUUUAAACCACUUAAUAGUAAAGUUUAUAAGUUAUAUGGGGCAGGCAUGGCUAGUGGUACAAAUGCUUUAUCGUGCUUUGCAUCAGCAAAUUCACAGAAAUAUUUUAUUCGUCAAGUUAAAUCAAUGGAUAAUGGAGGUGUUUCUGGGGAUAAUAAAGUAAAAGUACCAGAAAAAUCCAAUGAUGCUUUAUUAGCUCUUUAUGGUCAUAUAUUAGCAUGUGCCAGGAGUUAUAUUGGAGCUAUUGGUUAUUAUGCUCGUGCUUAUGCAGAAAACCCAAAAGAUCCUGCAAUUAGUUUAUCUAUUGGACUUGCAUACUUACAUCGGGCGAUGCAAAGACAGACUGAUAAUAGGCAUAUGCAGAUUAUGCAGGGUUUUACGUUCUUAUAUAAUUAUUAUGAAUUGAAAGCUCGUAAUCAAGAAGCUGAAUAUAAUCUUGGAAGAGCAUUUCAUCAAUUAGGUUUAACACAUUUGGCAGUUCCACAUUAUAAAAAAGCACUUGAACUACCAUCUUUACAAGAAGUUCUUAGAGAACAAGAAAAGGAGAAUAAUAGUAUGGAUGAGAUUAAUGAUGAGGAUGAUCAAACAGACUUGAAAAAAGAAGCUGCAUACAAUUUAUCACUUAUCUGCAUCGAAAUAUUAAAGGAAGCAGUUCGUGAUGAAAUAGAAUUUGUGGUAACUUUGAAAAUAGUAAAGAAAAAUUCAGAUGAUG
Molecule: messenger RNA, 1863 nt
Organism: Scutellospora calospora
Lineage: Eukaryota; Fungi; Glomeromycota; Glomeromycetes; Diversisporales; Gigasporaceae
Source: the annotation of a GenBank genome assembly